CGCCAGUGCCUCCGAAACGGCAAACCGGAGUCAGUUAGCCGGGGCAGCGAAUCGAAUUACCAGGGCCUCCGAAGUUCGCAGCCUUCAGUUCUAGUCUAGUGUCGUCCGUGUCCCGUUGGAUCCCGUUGAAGUGUUGGCCCAAAGCGUCAAGUGCCGCUCUCUCGUGUAUCUCUAUUCCCGAAACAACUACUACAUAUCUAGCCGGCGUUGCCAUUUUUAUACCUUGUUUUUUUCCCAGCCGCGUGUUUUCAUCUUUUUGUUUUCUCUUAUUCUUAUAUUAUUACUGAUUGUCAGUCUUUGGCUUCCUUCACUGCCAAGCUUCUCUCGUCUGACGUAGUUGGUUUGUGGCCGCCCCGGAAAUCAGUUAGCGGAAAUAACAGUCGCAACAUCACCCCAUCUUCUUCUCUUCUCCGGUUUUUGCGCCGAAAACCGAACAUUAUAUACAGCAUACCCGGAACAACAGGACGCAUCCAGUCGACAGAAACCACCAUACAACACUAGUCAGAAUGGCUCCCCAAACACCACUGACCGGCGUCGAGGUCGCCAAGCACAACACCCAGGAUGACUGCUGGGUCAUUGUCCACGGCAAGGCCUACGACAUCACAGAGUUCCUCCCCGAGCACCCCGGUGGCAUGAAGAUCAUCCUCAAGUAUGCCGGCAAGGAUGCUACCGAGGAGUUUGAUCCCAUCCAUCCCCCAGACACUCUCGAGAAGUACCUGGCCAAGGACAAGCACCUGGGCCCCGUCGACAUGUCCACCGUCGUGACUGAGAAGGCCGAGGUUGAUCCCGAGGAGCAGGCGCGCUUGAAGCGCAUUGAGGAGAUGCCCUUGCUCGAGCAGUGCUACAACCUGCUUGACUUUGAGGCGGUGGCCAAGAGGGUUAUGAAGAAGAAUGCCUGGGCUUACUACUCUAGCGCGGCGGAUGAUGAAAUUACUCUUCGCGAAAACCACGCCGCCUUCCAUCGUAUCUGGUUCCGCCCCAAGGUUCUCGUUGAUGUCGAAAAGGUCGACUUCAGCACCACGAUGCUCGGAACCAAGGUUGAUAUUCCCUUCUACGUCACGGCCACUGCCCUUGGCAAGCUCGGCCACGUUGAGGGCGAGGUUCUGCUCACUCGCGCCGCCAAGAAGCACAACGUCGUCCAGAUGAUCCCCACUCUCGCCUCCUGCGCCUUUGACGAGAUCAUGGACGCCGCCGAGGGCGAUCAAGUCCAGUGGCUGCAGCUCUACGUCAACAAGGACCGCGCCAUCACCGAACGCAUCAUCAAGCACGCCGAAAAGCGCGGCUGCAAGGCCCUCUUCAUCACCGUCGAUGCGCCCCAGCUCGGUCGUCGUGAGAAGGACAUGCGCGUCAAGUUCACCGACGACGGCAGCAACGUCCAGAAGGGCCAUGAGACCAAUCGCAACGAGGGUGCGGCCCGCGCCAUCAGCAGCUUCAUCGACCCCGCCCUCAGCUGGAAGGACAUUCCCUGGUUCCAGAGCGUCACCAAGAUGCCCAUCAUCCUCAAGGGCGUCCAGCGCGUCGAGGAUGUGAUCAAGGCCGUUGAGGCCGGCGUGCAGGGUGUUGUCCUGUCCAACCACGGUGGUCGCCAGCUCGAGUUCGCCCGCUCGGGCAUUGAGGUUCUCGCCGAGACCAUGCCGGUGCUGCGCGAGCUCGGCCUGGAGGACAAGAUCGAGGUCUACAUCGACGGCGGCAUCCGUCGCGCCACCGACAUUCUCAAGGCCCUCUGCCUGGGCGCCAAGGGUGUCGGUAUCGGUCGCCCCUUCCUGUACGCCAUGUCGGCGUACGGAUUCGAUGGUGUUGACCGCGCCAUGCAGCUGCUCAAGGACGAGAUGGAGAUGAACAUGCGCCUGAUUGGCGCGACCAAGAUCGAGGACCUCAACCCCGGCAUGCUGGAUCUCAGGAGUCUAUACAACCACGGCGCGCCGCCAACGGAUACGCUGUCGAACAUCUCGUAUGAUGCUUUGAUUAGCCCGGCCCAGAGGGUCAAGUUUGCGGAAAAGUCCAAGAUCUAGAAGGUGUUUAUCUGUUUAAUGAUUUGUAUUUGAUGAAGUGAUGGAUAUAUCCUGGUUUGGUUUUGUUUUUGAGCUAAUUUUGGGGUAAAAGGGGUUUAGCGGCGGUAUAUAUCUGCUAGAAUUUGUUGGAUAUGCCAUUCAUGUCUACUCCUGAUUCUCGUGCCAACCCACGUAUCCAAUGUCCCUAAUGGGUUCAACUUUCCUCACAAUAUGUCCCAGCUGAGCCUGCCAUACUACAAUAUCUCUUUUAGUGUAUGGUCGUGUGUGUGUGCUUACAUGAACGCCUCUUCUGUGCGUCGGACUGUCGGACAGCAACCCGAGAGAAUGGUAUAAUCAGGUAAAACCGGGAAAGUGAUCGCCGCCAUGAUCGGUCAUGAUGUGCCCUCCUGCAUUUGGAAACCGGUUGUGCGGUUUGUACCAUGGUACUGCUAUCACACUCUUAAUGCCUGAUAGGUAAAAUAUGUCUUCAAGUUUUUAAGGCGAUGAAGACAGCAAAGAGGGGGUUAGGAGGGGCAAACCAUAACAAUUCCGGAUCUCGAGUGUGACCUGGAUCUUGCAUUGCAAGCGCGUGGUUUUCUCGCUGUGGCACCUGGGAAUAAGAACAUGCAAGUUGACACUUGAAGGAAGUCGGGAGCGUAUGGUAGUUC
Molecule: messenger RNA, 2659 nt
Organism: Neurospora crassa OR74A
Lineage: Eukaryota; Fungi; Ascomycota; Sordariomycetes; Sordariales; Sordariaceae
Product: cytochrome b2
Exons: 2
Coding region: 507-2012 (501 amino acids)
Biological process (GO): lactate metabolic process
Molecular function (GO): L-lactate dehydrogenase (cytochrome) activity; heme binding
Source: RefSeq, a predicted model, not a curated record